AUGCCUCCAAUCGAAGCAGGUGACGGGCCAUCAGCUUCUCGUGAGGCCGAUGCGUCCCGAGGCUCAUUUCAAUGGCCCUGGGCAAAGGAUACCGCAACACAAGAAGUCGUCGAGAAGGACAUGAAGGAUCCCGACUCGCGCAGUGAAGACUUGGGUACCAGGAGAAAAAAGGCUACACACACUGAUUCAAAGCCUGGCGCUUCCUUACCGAAUAAAACAGGCUAUAACGCAUCGCAAAAGAAAAAAACUCAAUGGAAGCCACCAUGGGAAGAAACAUGGGACAAAGUCGUGGAAGUCAUCAGCGCAAAAUGGCCUGAUGCAGAUAGUUCAAAGAAAAAAGAAACUGACCCGGGCAUCUCUGCUGAUACGAGUAUUUCAUCAGGCAGUGCAAGCAAUGGAAUUCAUACGAAAACUACAGGUAACGAGCCAUCCGCCCCACAAGGAUCAAGCAGCAUCCGAGAACUGUACAGUCCACCGGCUGAUGCAGCUGAUUCCAAAUCAGAACAACCUCCACAACGACGCAAAGGACCGAAGUGGCCAAAAAUGCCUUGGGUUCGAGGGGGCGAUGAGGAGACAACCGCAUCUGAUACCAAAGCAGGGGUCAAGAGAUCGUCUGGUCCAAGAAUCUCAACAGUCGAAACCGUGACGUCGGAGGAGGAAGAGCGUGCAGACUCCUCGCGUGCGCAAACUAAGUCAGCUGUAAGCGAGGAGACACGAAGUGAACGGGAUUCGUCUGCAGGCUCAGAGAUCAGCCCGACGUCGACAAUUAGCAAGAAGGAAGCGGACGACGGCAAAAUUCCCAAUACGCAAAGCUACGGCAACAGCGAUAAAAAGCCUUCGUUGCAGCUGCCACCUGUACGAUCUCAGUUGAAGGUGGGUCACAUUGAUGUCGCAUCUAUUCCGCAACGGGACGUCGCAACGAUUCGGUUGAUCUUUGGCUCAGAAACGUUCUUCGCGACAGAGACACUUUCACCACCUGGGGGUUUGAUUUUCCGUGGCAACUUGAGAGGCGAACCAAAAGCAACUAUUGCCAAGUUGGAAGACAGACUUACAUCUCGUCUUGGAGACAAGUAUACGCUGUGCUUAGCAGAAGGUGAAGAAGAUUUGAGACCCGUUGUCGUUAUUGUUCCGACUGCUCGAGACAAGCGACCUGCGACUCCACGACAGCAAUUUUUUGCCAUUGUCAUAGCGUUCAUGACAAUAAGUACUUGUCUUGCGAGAGGGGUCUUUGCAGCAUCGUACAAGCAAAUGAUUCAGCCUUAUUAUCCCAUUGCCGGUGCAUCGGUGUUUAAGAGGUUUUUCUCAGUUCCGAGUGCCAUCUCCCUGACAACUGCAGCAUCAAUUUGGAUAAUCAUUUUACUUUCCCAACUUGUUCAAAGGGUGGUGGCAUCUCGAUACGGAACCCGUGUUGCUCUGCCGUACUUCAUUCCGUCAUUUCAAUUGGGCUCGUUCGGUGCAAUUGUCCAACUGGCUUCACCUACACCAACCAGAGCUGCUCUUUUCGACAUCGCAUUCGCAGGGGCCGCCACACUCGUCAUUGCAUCGCUUGCUCUUUUGCUCAUUGGUCUGCGGCUAUCGACUAUAUUCUCUGGCGUGGUGCCUAUUCCGAUGUCUACCGUAUCCAGCUCGUUGGUGAUGGGAUUUCUAACCCAGCAAGUCCCACACGGCCAAGUAUUGGUGGACUAUGGUCGUUCUCUCAUUGCUCUUCACCCGCUGGCGGUGAUAGGUGCAAACUGCCUAACGAUCGCAGCGCUAAAUUUGCUUCCUAUGCGUCAGCUCGAUGGUGGGCGGAUCAUUUCCGCUCUCUACGGGAGAAGAACAGCUGUGUUUGCCUCGAGAGUAACCGUUUUGUUCCUAUUGUUGGCUAGUACGAAAAACCCAUACUUUGUGGUGUUUCUAGCAGCUGUAACUUUCGGGCCUUGGAGUGUUGAUCGGCCGUCAAAGAACGAGUUAACGGAACCAGAUGGUGUUAGAACUAUAGUGGGAUACUUAUUUAUGCUAUUAAUGAUUGGGGUACUUUUGCCUUAUCCGGCCUGUAAGUUCUUCGGGACAUUGUAGGAUUAAAGAGGAAUGAUACAAGCGAGGCGUGGGUUGAGCCGAGCCUCUUGUUUUUGGAA
Molecule: messenger RNA, 2117 nt
Organism: Chondrus crispus (carragheen)
Lineage: Eukaryota; Rhodophyta; Florideophyceae; Gigartinales; Gigartinaceae
Exons: 2
Coding region: 1-2058 (685 amino acids)
Biological process (GO): proteolysis
Source: RefSeq, a predicted model, not a curated record